GUAUGACAAAAGCUACAACUAAUGCAUCAGUGACAGAAGGUGCAACAGAAGCUAAAACCAAUACAUCAGUGACUGAAGGUGUGACAGAAACUACUACAACUAAUGCAUCGGUGACUGAAGGUAUGACAGAAGCUACAACCAAUGCAUCCGUGACUGGAGGUGUGACAGAAGCUACAACCAAUGGAUCAGUGACAGACAGUGUGACGCAGGCUACUUCUAAUCUAUCAGUGACUGAACUUGUGACAGAAACUAUAACUAAUGUAUCAGUAACUGAAAGUGUGACAGAAGGUACAACCAAUACAUCAGUGACAAAUGGUGUGACAGAAGCCACAAGUAAUGCAUCAGUAACUGAAGGUGUGGAAGAAGCUACAACCAAUGUAUCAGUAACUGCAGUUGUGACCGAAGCUACAAGUAAUGUAUCAGUGACUGAAGGUAUGACAGAAGCUACAACUAAUGCAUCAGUGACUGAGGGUGUGACAGAACCUACAAGUUAUACAUCCGUGACUGAAGGUGUGACAGAAGCUACAACAAAUGUAUCAGUAACUGCCGUUGUGACCGAAGCUACAAGUAAUAUAUCAGUGACUGAAGGCAUGACAGAAGCUACAACUAAUGCAUCAGUGACUAAGGGCGUGACAGAACCUACAAGUAAUACAUCCGUGACUGAAGGUGUGACAGAAGCUACAACCAAUGUAUCAGUAACUGCCGUUGUGACCGAAGCUACAAGUAAUGUAUCACUGACUGAAAGUAUGACAGAAGCUACAACUAAUACAUCAGUGACUGAAGGUGUGACAGAAGCUACAACUAAUUCAUCAGUAACUGGAGGUGUGAUAGAAGUUACAGCCAAUGUAUCCGUUACUGAAGGUGUGACAGAAGCUGCAACGAAUGCAACAGUGACUGAAGUUGUGACAGAAGCUUCCACUAAUGCAACAGUGACUGAAAGUGUGACAGAAUCUACAACUAAUGUAUCAGUGACUGAAAGUGUGACAGAAUUUACAACUAAUGUAUCAGUGACUGAAGGUGUAACAGAAGCUACAACUAAUGUAUCAGUGACUGAAAGUGUGACAGAAUCUACAACUAAUGUAUCAAUGACUGAAAGUGUGACAGAAUUUACAACUAAUGUAUCAGUGACUGAAGGUGUAACAGAAGCUACAACUAAUGUAUCAGUGACUGAAGGUGUAACAGAAGCUACAACCAAUGUAUCAGUGACUGAAGGGACUGAAGGUGUAACAGAAGCUACAACUAAUGUAUCAGUGACUGAAAGUGUGACAGAAUCUACAACUAAUGUAUCAGUGACUGAAGGUGUAACAGAAGCUACAACUAAUGUAUCAGUGACUGAAAGUGUGACAAAAUUUACAACUAAUGUAUCAGUGACUGAAGGUGUAACAGAAGCUACAACUAAUGUAUCAGUGACUGAAAGUGUGACAGAAUCUACAACUAAUGUAUCAAUGACUGAAAGUGUGACAGAAUUUACAACUAAUGUAUCAGUGACUGAAGGUGUAACAGAAGCUACAACUAAUGUAUCAGUGACUGAAGGUGUAACAGAAGCUACAACCAAUGUAUCAGUGACUGAAGGGACUGAAGGUGUAACAGAAGCUACAACUAAUGUAUCAGUGACUGAAAGUGUGACAGAAUCUACAACUAAUGUAUCAGUGACUGAAGGUGUAACAGAAGCUACAACUAAUGUAUCAGUGACUGAAGGUGUAACAGAAGCUAUAACUAAUGUAUCAGUGACUGAACGUGUGACAGAAUCUACAACUAAUGUUUCAGUGACUGAAGGUGUAACAGAAGCUACAACUAGUGUACCAAUGACUGAAGGUGUAACAGAAGUUACAACUAAUGUAUCAGUGACUGAAGGUGUUACAGAAGCUACAACGAAUGUAUCAGUGACUGAAGGUGUAACAGAAGCUACAACUAAUGUAUCAGUGACUGAAGGUGUAACAGAAGCUACAACUAAUGUAUCAGUGACUGAAGGUGUAACAGAAGUUACAACUAAUGUAUCAGUGACUGAAGGUGUUACAGAAGCUACAACGAAUGUAUCAGUGACUGAAGGUGUAACAGAAUCUACAACUAAUGCAUCAGUGACUGAAGGUGUAACAGAAGCUACAACUAAUGUAUCAGUGACUGAAGGUGUAACAGAAGUUACAACUAA
Owenia fusiformis is the source of this 2149-nucleotide messenger RNA. Lineage: Eukaryota; Metazoa; Annelida; Polychaeta; Sabellida; Oweniidae. The record is from the annotation of a GenBank genome assembly.